Messenger RNA from Osmerus eperlanus (European smelt), 1982 nucleotides. RefSeq lists its product as uncharacterized. Lineage: Eukaryota; Metazoa; Chordata; Actinopteri; Osmeriformes; Osmeridae. The coding region runs from base 236 to 1150 and encodes 304 amino acids. The transcript has 5 exons. The record is from RefSeq and is a predicted model, not a curated record. Gene Ontology annotation, cellular component: plasma membrane.
GUACUGAUGCCCGUUGAGGGAAAGGCUGCGGGAGGGCUGUGCGCGCUCUUGACUACAUCAUUGUCGGAGGGGAAGCAACUGCUACAACACAGCACUCACUCACUUUUGAGACUCGCAAAGAACUAGACUCUGGGAUUGGAAUCUUGGACGGAAGUCUAGCCAAACACCCUCGUGUAUGUAGUUGUUUUAAGCGCGUCCAGGGGGAAGGUCAAUUGGAAAGAGCUCUGUGCAAGACAUGUCAUCAGCAACAGCUUCAGCGGUUGAUGUGCCCAGGACCGACAACGCGAUACAUGGACAAAAUCAUUCCGGCCAGUGCACCCCCAUGCCCUUGCCAGCACUGGGUAGCCAGAGAAUUGUCCAGGGUAAUGGCACCAGUGUGGGCACAGUGAUCUCACUUCUCUGCCCACCCAGACAUCGACUGGUAGGAGGAGUGGUGUGUGUCUGGGGCUCCAACAGCACCCGCUGGUUUGGAGACACACCCUGGUGUGAACCCCCACCCCAGAAUGAGAACUUUGGCUUCCAUGUAGCGGUGGUGGCAUCCAUAGUGAGUGCAGCCAUCAUCCUUCUUAUGUCAAUGGCUUUCCUCACCUGCUGUUUGCAUGACUGUGUCAAGAAAGAAGAGAGGAAAAAAGAGGAGAGGGAGAUGGGUCUAUGGCCCCAGAUGGAGGGAAACAGGUCCUCCUACUACAACCACAAGGGCAGGAACAAUAAUAACAACACCCAAGAAAAGGCCCUGACACUCUGGGAUAACUACGACCCUAACUUGUGUGAUCAUAGAAGACACUGCAGGUGUUAUGAACAGUAUCCCUACGCUGUGACUGGGUCAGCCUCGACCUUCGGACCGCCCUUGUCGUCAGCUGCUUUCCCCUGCAGAGUGUACAAGCAGCCACUCUUGCCCCAAAACUCUGGCCUCUACCAGCACCCAGCAUCUUCUCAGACCGCUGCCCCACCCCAGUACCCAGGUCCACCUCGGACCAGCGGCCUGGGCCAGAGCUCAGCUUUAUCGUCCAUCUCAGGUCCUGUGUGGCAUCAUGGUGGACAGGAGAUGGGUGCGUCUGUGAUGACUCGUCCACCUCUGGAGGACUCCAGACGGAUGAGUGGACAGCUGCUCUCUGCCCAGGAUUGCUCCAUACGGGUCAUAUCUGUGUGACGACACAGCCAGUUGAUCAAGCACAGAGACAGUAACCAUGGGAACUAUUCUAUAGAUUUUGGACCAACUUAACACAAUACGUCCAAGUGUCACAAAAGGAGUGAAUGACCUUGUGACUGACUACAUUUGACUAUUUGUGGUAAAGCAUUCAGAUUAGGGCAGUGUAUUUUGAUACAUAGUUGUAUCAGACCAGUGCCUUACUGUAAAUGCAGAUCUCAUUCCUCGGGACAUUGCCCUACUUUAGAAAGGAAAAGCUUGCACUUGAAUGGGAAAUCUUUCUCCAUACAAAUCAUUUACUGCAUUGCUGUUUGAACUCAAUCUAGUGAUUAUGAAUCUUAGACAGAGGUGUAAUAGUUCAGGUUCAGGUAUUAAAUUAAUGUUUUAGUUUAACCCAUGCACUAACCAGAUGUAUCCAAUCACCUAGAUUUGCCAGUUACUGUAGCAUAGUUCUUAGAGCAGAUUGGUGCCAUCAGCUGGUUAUUUGGUGGAACAAACCUGACAGGAUUUCUACUUUCUGAACCAGAACUUUUACAUCUUCAAUUCUAAAUAUAUAGGACCAGUGGUAUGUGAUAAAAAAAAAAUUACACAUGAUAAUGGCUCAUGACUAUACAAAUGUAAAAUUGUAGGUUUGUUAAAACCGGUGAUUGGCUGUAUAUUUUUUUACUUUGUACAGUAUGUACACUGAACAUCAACUGUAUUGAAAUGUACAUUUUUAUAUAUUUUUUUACUACUAAUGACAACAAAAACUGUAUUGUAAACCUUGGAUGACAGUUAAACAUGCUUGAAAAAUAUGUUGUUAAAAUAAAAAUGUUGUGUUUUCUGUCACUGCCAA